This is a messenger RNA of Megalops cyprinoides (Indo-Pacific tarpon), 5823 nucleotides long. RefSeq names its product myosin-1B-like. The transcript has 39 exons. The record is from RefSeq and is a predicted model, not a curated record. The coding region runs from base 1 to 5823 and encodes 1940 amino acids. Gene Ontology annotation, cellular component: myosin complex. Lineage: Eukaryota; Metazoa; Chordata; Actinopteri; Elopiformes; Megalopidae. Gene Ontology annotation, molecular function: cytoskeletal motor activity; actin filament binding; ATP binding.
AUGUCAACAGGUGAUGAUGCCGAGAUGGAGAUGUUUGGGGUGGCAGCCCCAUAUCUGCGGAAGCCAGAGCGUGAGCGGAUCGCAGCACAGAACAAGCCCUUCGACGCCAAAACCGCAUGCUAUGUGGCAGACCCCAAAAUGGAGUACGUGAAGGGCAAAAUCAGGAGCCACGACAGCAGUUCGGUUACUGUGGAAACGGAGGAUGGGCGGGUUGUCACGGUGAAGCCUGAUGACAUACGGCCCAUGAAUCCACCCAAGUUUGACAAGAUUGAGGAUAUGGCCAUGCUGACACACCUGCAUGAGCCUGCUGUCCUUUUCAACCUCAAGGACCGCUAUGCUGCCUGGAUGAUCUAUACCUAUUCUGGGCUGUUCUGUGUCACCGUGAACCCCUACAAGUGGCUCCCGGUAUACAAUCCUGAGGUGGUGGCAGGGUAUAGAGGGAAAAAGAGGCAGGAGGUCCCUCCCCACAUCUUCUCCAUCUCCGAUAAUGCCUAUCAGUUUAUGCUCACAGACCGUGAAAAUCAGUCUAUCCUAAUCACUGGAGAAUCUGGUGCAGGGAAGACAGUGAACACGAAACGUGUUAUUCAGUACUUUGCAACAAUUGCAUCUAUUGGAGACCCCAGCAAGAAGAAAGAGUUGCCCUCUGGAAAAAUACAGGGAACCCUGGAGGAUCAAAUCAUUCAGGCCAACCCCUUGCUGGAGGCUUUCGGUAACGCCAAGACUGUGAGGAACGACAACUCCUCUCGCUUUGGCAAAUUCAUCCGAAUCCACUUUGGAACAAAGGGGAAACUGGCCUCAGCUGACAUUGAGACUUACCUCCUGGAAAAGUCUAGGGUGACGUUUCAGCUGCCUGCAGAGAGGAGCUACCACAUCUUCUAUCAGAUUCUGUCAAAUAAGAAGCCAGAACUGAUUGAGAUGACACUGCUAACCACCAAUCCAUAUGACUACCCCUUCAUCAGCCAGGGUGAGAUCACGGUGCUCAGCAUCAAUGACACAGAGGAGCUGAUGGCCACAGAUAGUGCCAUAGAUAUCCUAGGCUUCAACUUCGAGGAGAAGACUGGCAUCUACAAGCUGACUGGAGCUGUAAUGCAUCAUGGGAACAUGAAGUUCAAGCAGAAGCAGCGUGAGGAACAGGCUGAACCUGAUGGCACUGAGGUGGCUGAUAAAGUGGCAUACCUCAUGGGGCUGAACUCAGCUGACUUGCUGAAAGCUCUGUGCUACCCCAGAGUGAAGGUUGGGAAUGAGUUUGUGACUAAGGGGCAGACAGUGCAGCAGGUGUAUAAUUCCAUGGGGGCCCUCUCUAAAGCAGUGUAUGAAAAGCUGUUUUUGUGGAUGGUAACUCGGAUAAACCAACAGCUGGACACAAAAUUGCCCAGGCAGCACUUCAUUGGAGUGCUGGAUAUAGCAGGGUUUGAGAUCUUUGAGAUGAACAGCUUGGAGCAGCUGUGUAUCAACUUCACCAAUGAGAAACUACAACAGUUUUUCAACCACCACAUGUUUGUGUUGGAACAAGAGGAGUACAAGAAGGAAGGGAUUGAGUGGGAGUUCAUUGACUUCGGUAUGGACUUAGCUGCCUGCAUUGAGCUUAUUGAGAAGCCAAUGGGCAUCUUCUCCAUCCUGGAGGAGGAGUGUAUGUUCCCAAAGGCAACAGACGCCUCGUUCAAAAACAAGCUGCAUGACCAGCAUCUUGGUAAAAACAGCAAUUUCCAGAAGCCCAAGCCUUCCAAAGGCAAGGCCGAGGCCCACUUCUCCUUGGUGCACUAUGCUGGCACUGUGGACUACAACAUCAGUGGCUGGCUGGAGAAGAACAAGGACCCCUUGAAUGACACUGUGGUGCAGCUCUACCAGAAGGCAGCGCUAAAGCUGCUGUCUCAGCUUUUUGCGAGUUACGCUUCAGCUGAUGCUGAAGCUGGUGGAAGCAAGAAAGGAGGAAAGAAGAAGGGUUCCUCUUUCCAGACAGUGUCUGCACUUUUCAGGGAGAACUUAAACAAGCUGAUGGCUAACCUCAGGUCCACUCACCCUCACUUUGUCCGCUGCAUCAUCCCCAAUGAAACAAAAACACCAGGCGCCAUGGACCACCACCUGGUGCUGCACCAGCUGCGCUGUAACGGUGUGCUGGAGGGUAUAAGAAUCUGCAGGAAGGGCUUUCCCAGCAGAAUCCUCUAUGGUGACUUCAAACAGAGAUAUAGAAUCCUGAAUGCGAGUGCCAUCCCAGAGGGACAGUUCAUUGACAGCAAAAAGGCAUCUGAGAAAUUGCUCUCCUCCAUUGACGUCGACCAUGCCCAGUACAAAUUUGGAUACACAAAGGUGUUCUUCAAAGCUGGUCUGCUGGGGCUCCUGGAGGAGAUGAGGGAUGAGCGCCUGUCUGUGCUCAUGACCCGCCUACAGGCCGUUUCCAGGGGUUAUGUCACUCGGCUCAAAUUCAAAGAGAUGACCCAGAAAAGGGAAUCUAUAUUCAUCAUUCAGUAUAACAUCCGCUCAUUCAUGAAUGUAAAGAACUGGCCCUGGAUGAAGCUAUUCUUCAAGAUUAAGCCUCUUCUGCGAAGCGCUGAGGCAGAGAAGGAGAUGCAGACCAUGAAGGAGGAGUUCUUCAAACUCAAAGAGGAGUUUGCCAAGUCCGAGGCUAGGAGAAAGGAGCUGGAGGAGAAAAUGGUGGUUCUUGUCCAGGAGAAGAAUGACCUUUACCUCCAGAUUCAAGCGGAGAGGGAAAACUUGUCAGAUGCAGAGGAGAGAUGUGAGGGUUUGAUAAAGAGCAAGAUCCACCUGGAGGCCAAGAUGAAGGAGUACUGUGAGAGACUGGAGGAAGAGGAGGAGAUCAAUGCUGAGAUCACUGCCCGCAGGAGGAAACUGGAGGACGAGUGCUCAGAGCUCAAGAAGGAUAUUGAUGACCUAGAGCUCACCAUCGUCAAAGUGGAGAAGGAGAAACAUGCAUCUGAGAACAAGGUGAAAAAUCUGACAGAGGAACUGGCUACCCUGGAGGAAACGCUCCUGAAAUUGACAAAGGAGAACAAAGCCCUGCAGGAGGUCCACCAGCAGACCCUGGACGACCUUCAAGCAGAGGAGGACAAGGUCAACAUGCUGACCAAGGUUAAGGUCAAGCUGGAGCAGCAGGUUGACAAUCUGGAGGGAACUCUGGAGCAGGAGAAGAAGAUUCGGGCAGACCUGGAGAGAGCCAAAAGAAAGCUGGAGGGAGACUUUAAAAUGUCCCAAGAGGCAAUCAUGGACCUGGAGAAUGAGAGUCUGCAGAUGGACGAGAGGCUGAAAAAGAAAGACUUUGAUAUCAGCCAGCUGCAGGGGAAAAUCGACGAUGAGCAAAUAUUGAGUUCACAGCUUCAAAAGAAAAUCAAGGAACUUCAGGCCCGAAUUGAAGAGCUAGAAGAGGAGAUCGAGGCUGAACGAGCAGAUAGGGCCAAGGUUGAGAAGCAGAGAGCUGAUCUCUCCAGGGAACUUGAGGAGAUCAGCGAGAGGCUUGAAGAGGCUGGUGGUGCAACUGCUGCUCAGAUUGAGAUGAACAAGAAGCGUGAAGCUGAGUUCCAGAAGCUGCGGCGUGAUCUUGAAGAGUCCACCCUGCAGCAUGAAGCCACUGCUGCUGCCCUCCGCAAGAAACAUGCUGACAGCGUGGCAGAACUGGGAGAACAAAUCGACAACCUUCAACGCGUCAAGCAGAAGCUGGAGAAGGAGAAGAGUGAAUACAAAAUGGAAAUCGACGACCUCUCCAGCAACAUGGAGGGAAUUCUAAAAAGUAAGGCUAACCUGGAGAAACUGUGCCGGAGUCUGGACGACCAAAACAAUGAGUUCAAGGCAAAGGCUGAAGAAGCCCAGAGGUCACUGAAUGACUUCACUGCGCACAAUGCUCGUCUGCAAACCGAAAAUGGUGAACUCACACGUCAGCUUGAGGAGAAAGAGAUAGCUGUCAACCAGCUCACCCGGAGCAAAGCCCUCCACACUCAGCAGAUUGAGGAGUUGAAGAGGCUCUUAGAGGAGGAAAUAAAGGCCAGGAAUGCCCUGGCUCAUGCCUUGCAGUCGGCCCGUCAUGACUGUGACCUGCUGCGGGAGCAGUUUGAGGAGGAGCAGGAGGCCAAGGCUGAGCUGCAGCGUGGAAUGUCCAAGGCCAAUAGUGAGGUGGCUCAGUGGAGAACCAAAUACGAAACCGACGCCAUCCAGCGCACCGAGGAGCUGGAGGAGGCCAAGAAGAAGCUUGCUCAACGGCUGCAGGAUUCAGAGGAGCAGACAGAGGCUGUGAAUGCCAAGUGUGCAUCUCUGGAGAAGACCAAACAGAGGCUGCAGGCAGAGGUGGAGGACCUCAUGAUCGAAACAGAGAGGGCCAACGCAGCCACUGCUGCCCUGGACAAGAAGCAGAGAAACUUUGACAAGGUUCUGGCAGAAUGGAAGCAGAAGUAUGAGGAAAGCCAAUCAGAGCUGGAAGGCUCUCAGCGGGAAUCAAGAAACCUGAGCACUGAACUCUUCAAGCUGAAGAACUCAUAUGAAGAGGCGCUAGACCACCUAGAGAACAUCAAGAGAGAGAACAAGAAUCUACAGCAGGAAAUUGCCGAGGUGACUGGACAGAUUGCAGACUCUGCUAAGACCAUUCAUGAACUGGAGAAAGCGGUGAAACAGGCAGAACAAGAGAAAUUAGAUGCCCAGAGUGCCCUCGAAGAAACAGAGUCUUCUCUGGAGCAUGAAGAAGCCAAAAUCCUCCACAUACAGCUGGAGCUGAACCAGGUGAAGUCAGAGGUGGAGCGGAAAGUGGCUGAAAAGGAGGAGGAGAUCGACUUGCUCAAGCGGAACUACCAGAGGACCGUGGACAUGCUGCAGAACACCCUGGAUGCUGAGACCAGGAGCAGGAAUGACGCUGUGAGGGUCAAGAAGAAGAUGGAGGGAGACCUCAAUGAGAUGGAGAUCCAGCUGGGCCAUGCCAACCGCCAGGCCACAGAGGCACACAAACAGCUGCGGAUUAUACAGGGACAGCUGAAGGACGUCCAAGUCCACCUGGAUGAUUCCCUGCACCAGCAAGAGGACCUCAAGGAGCAGCUGGCUAUUGUGGAGCGCAGGAACACCCUGAUGAUGGCCGAGAUUGAGGAGAUCAGGGCGGCGCUGGAGCAGUCAGAGAGGGGGCGCAAGCUGGCCGAGCAGGAGCUGAUUGAUGUGAGUGAGCGGAUGCAGCUCCUGCACUCACAGAACACUAGUCUCAUUAACUCGAAGAAGAAGAUGGAGUUUGACAUCACACAGCUGCAGUCAGACAUGGAGGACACCAUUCAGGAAGCCAGAAAUGCAGAUGAGAAAGCAAAGAAGGCCAUCAUUGACGCAGCCAUGAUGGCGGAGGAGCUGAAGAAGGAGCAGGACACCAGUGCUCACCUGGAGAGGAUGAAGAAGAACCUGGAGGUCACAGUCAAGGACCUGCAGCACCGUCUGGAUGAGGCUGAGAACCUGGCUUUGAAGGGAGGGAAGAAACAACUCCAGAAACUGGAAAGCAGGGUGAAAGAGCUGGAGAAUGAACUGGAGGCAGAACAGAAGCGUGGAGCAGAGGCCAUGAAAGGGGUUCGAAAGUAUGAGAGAAAAGUCAAAGAGCUCACAUACCAGACAGAGGAAGAUAAGAAGAAUGUGGCAAGACUGCAAGACCUGGUCAACAAGCUGCAGCUAAAGGUCAAAGCCUACAAGAGGCAGUGUGAGGAGGCGGAGGAGCAAACCAACAGCCACCUGGCUAAAUUUCGGAAGGUUCAGCACGAGCUAGAGGAAGCUGAGGAACGUGCUGACAUUGCUGAGUCCCAGGUCAACAAGCUGAGGGCCAGAAGCCGUGACAUCAGUGGCAAAGUGGAACAAUAG